This is a messenger RNA of Hirsutella rhossiliensis, 2610 nucleotides long. RefSeq names its product fungal specific transcription factor domain-containing protein. The transcript is spliced from 6 exons. Bases 1 to 2610 code for a protein of 869 amino acids. Lineage: Eukaryota; Fungi; Ascomycota; Sordariomycetes; Hypocreales; Ophiocordycipitaceae. The record is from RefSeq and is a predicted model, not a curated record. Gene Ontology annotation, biological process: DNA-templated transcription; regulation of DNA-templated transcription. Gene Ontology annotation, molecular function: DNA binding; DNA-binding transcription factor activity, RNA polymerase II-specific; zinc ion binding.
AUGUUCUCCAACCCCUACAACCAUUUCUCGCCCCAGGACGAUUUCGCCGCUCCCCCCACCGCCCUCGACAACUACUCGGCCCAGCCUCGCUUCCAUCCCGGGUCCCUGCCCGCCUACCACAAUGCUCAGCAAGACUCGGCCCCCUCGUCUGCCGUCGAGUCGCUCCCGGGAGACGAGGGCAUCCUGCCAUGGGGUCCUCCCUUCCAACCGGCGGCGCCCGCAGCUCACACCAAGCCCAAGCGGCAGCACGCCGACGACUCGUCCGGCACCUCGGCUCAGGUCCGCAGGAGGAGGGUCAGUCGCGCAUGCGAUCAGUGCAACCAACUGCGCACCAAGUGCGACGGGCAGCAUCCUUGUGCCCACUGCAUCGACAUCAACCUCGCCUGUGAGUACAUGCGUGAAAAGAAGAAGCGAGGCAAGGCGUCGCGCAAAGAUCUCGCCCAGCGGUCCGCAGCCGCCGCCGCCGCCGCCGUGCACAACCGUCGCCAGAGUCCCCCGAAGACCCAAACGCCGAGUGAGCCAUCCGAUGUCUCCAAAGGCGGCAGCCGGGCGAGCAGCUUGCCGAGCGACUCUGGCGACAACGGCAGCGACUAUCCGCCCCAUGCACAUGUCGAGUCCCACUUUGGCCAGCCCCCUGACCUCGAUGUCAUGUCCCACCAUCCGCGGCCCGCCCAUCUCGACGCCACGACAGUCGCCGGCUAUUCGAGGUUUCCGCCCGACUUUGAGGGGCAUGGCCUUCAGGUCGACGUGGCGUCGGCUGAAAUGAGUCGCAUGGCCGACAAGUCCAACGACUAUGCCAACUGUCCCGGCCCCGAGAUAUCGCUUGGCCUGGCACUGUCAGGUCGGGCGGGCUUCGACGACGGCUCCGGCAUCGUCAUCGAGGGCGCCGCUAUUGGCGGCUAUCCCAUGGCCACGCCGUCGUAUUCCAAGGCAGCUUGUCCGCAGCUCCGCUACCCGGUCCUCGAGCCCCUUGUUCCCUAUCUGGACAACGCGACACUGCCCCUGGCUAUGGCCUGCGACUUGCUUGACCUCUACUUCUCCUCGUCUUCGUCUGUCCUGCUGCACCCCGUGUCGCCCUACGUGCUGGGAUUCGUCUUUCGGAAACGGUCAUUUCUGCAUCCGACCAACCCGAGAAAAUGCCAGCCCGCGCUCCUCGCCAGUAUCCUGUGGGUGGCUGCCCAGACGAGCGACGCUGCCAUGCUGACGAGCUCGCCGCCGGCCCGCGCCAUGGUCUGCCAGAGGCUGCUGGACCUCACCCUUCGCCUGCUCAAGCCCCUUGUUCACGUCCCGACAGACGCCGCUUGCUCGUCGGCAGACGCCGCCCUUGCCUCCCUGUCUCUCGGCAGCCUAGGCGCAGCGAUGCCUGGCCCGGUUGGCAUGGACACCCUGACCGUCGAGAGUGGUCCUUUGGGAGGCGCCGGCCAUGUCGAUGACGUUGUCACGUACAUACACCUCGCCACCGUCGCCUCGGCCGGCGAGUACAAGGGAGCCAGCCUGCGUUGGUGGAACGCAGCCUGGUCCCUUGCUCGGGAGCUGAAGCUCGGCCGGGAGCUUGCGCCCAGCCAGCCCGGCCGGAGCCACGAUGGGAGCACGCUCGACGGCCCCAAUGGCCAUCACCGGUGCGGAAGCUCACCCAGCGAGGAAGAGAGGGAAGAGCGGAGGAGGAUCUGGUGGCUGUUGUACAUUGUCGACCGUCAUGUGGCCCUUUGCUACAACCGCCCUUUGUCUCUUCUCGACGUCGAAUGUGAAGGACUCUUGCGGCCGAUGGACGACGCCGCAUGGCAGAGGGGCGAGACCCCGGCCGCCAUGGGGAGUCCGGCUCGGUUUGAGUGCCGCGGGCACGACAUCUUUGGCUACUUUCUCCCGCCCAUGACGAUACUAGGCGAGAUUGUCGACUUGCACCACGCCCGAAACCAUCCCAGGUUCGGCCUCGGUCUGCGAGCAGCCCACGACUGGGACGAGCAGGCCGUGGAGAUUCGGCGCCACAUCGACAUGUACGAGCAGAGCCUGGCGAGAUUCGAGGAGAGCCACUUGAUGACGAGGCCGGCAGAUGGCGUCGUGGGAGAGCACGGCAGCGAGCGGCUGACGGAGAGCGAGGUCCAGACGCGCAUCGUGGUGGCGUACGGGACGCAGAUUAUGCACGUGCUGCACAUCCUGUUGGCCGGCAAGUGGGAUCCCAUCGGCCUCCUCGACGACCACGACUUGUGGAUCUCGUCGCAGUCCUUCUUCAAGGCCACGAGGCACGCCGUCUCGGCUGCCGACGCCAUCGGGCGGAUCCUCGAGUACGACCCGGGGCUGGAGUUUAUGCCCUUUUUCUUCGGCAUCUACCUCUUGCAGGGGUCCUUUCUGCUGCUCCUGAUGGCCGACAAGCUCCGGGCCGAGGCGUCGCCAAACGUCGUCCGGGCCUGCGAAACCAUUGUGCGGGCGCACGAGGCGUGCGUCGUCACGCUCAGCACCGAGUACCAGCGCAACUUCAACAAGGUGAUGCGUAGCGCCCUGGCCGUUGUCCGCGGCCGCGUUCCCGAGGACGGCGGGGAGCAGCGGCAGCGGUGGAGGGAGCUUCUCGGGCUGUACCGAUGGACGGGGGACGGGACGGGCCUCGCGCUCUGA